Molecule: messenger RNA, 935 nt
Organism: Oncorhynchus kisutch (coho salmon)
Lineage: Eukaryota; Metazoa; Chordata; Actinopteri; Salmoniformes; Salmonidae
Product: arachidonate 5-lipoxygenase-activating protein
Exons: 5
Coding region: 271-738 (155 amino acids)
Biological process (GO): leukotriene biosynthetic process
Cellular component (GO): membrane; nuclear envelope; endoplasmic reticulum
Molecular function (GO): glutathione peroxidase activity; enzyme activator activity; leukotriene-C4 synthase activity
Source: RefSeq, a predicted model, not a curated record
GAGAGAGACAGAGAGACAGAGAGAGAGAGGACCAGAGAGAGAGAGAGAGAGAGACAUAGAGAGGGACAGACAGAGAGAGAGAGAGAGAGAGAGAGAGAGAGAGAGAGAGAGAGAGAGAGAGAGAGAGAGAGAGAGAGAGAGAGAGAGAGAGAGAGAGAGAGAGAGAGAGAGAGAGAGAUGUUAUAACCGUUUUCUCUCCUCCUCCGUCCUUAUAUUCAAACAUCCUGUCCUCCCUCUCGCUCCAUCUCUCCCUCAGUCAUCUCUCCAGUCAUGCUGUCCGUAGUGGUAGAACACAUCUUCCUCCUGGUCCUCGUCACCCUCAUCAGUGUCCUGCAGAAUGCCUUCUUUGCAACGAAGGUAGAGAGGGAGGGUAAAGAGCACCACGCCAACACUUCUGCUUUUGAGAGAGUGUCCUGCGCCAAUCGUAACUGCAUGGAUUCAUACCCUACCUUCCUGGCUGUAUUGUGGUGUGCUGGGCUGUGUCUCAACCAAGCUCCUGCUGCCUUCUCAGGGCUCAUCUACCUGGUGGCCAGACAGAAGUACUUUGUUGGGUAUAUGGGUCAGACAUCUCAGAGCACUCCAGGGUAUGUGUUUGGGAAACGUGUCCUGUCCUUCCUGUUCCUGAUGUGCAUUGUGGGUAUCUUCAACCUCCUGCUGGUGCGUUACUUCGGCAACGACUUUAAAGACACCGUGGAGACCAUCACCACCGCAGCCUCCGCUCUACUCCUCAUUCCCUGAACACGUGUGUGUGUGUGUGUGUGUGUGAGAGGUACUAUGGCAGUGACUAUAAAGUCUAUGUCCAGUUCUUAGCGCCGUGCAUCAUGGGUAGUCAGUAUGCUCAAUAAUUUCACGUUUUAUUUUUAUCGAAAAAAAAAAUGUUUAUUUGAGUAAAUGAAUAAAGUAUUUGGAAAUAAACAACAACAACAACACAAAUA